GAAUCAGAAUGAUACAUUAAACCAAAUUGUUUGCAAUUUGUUAAAACACAUACCGUGUAGAUUAUGGGUAAUAUCGUAGCACCUAGAAAGUCAGCAUCAUCUUGGGGGCAAGAACAAAAUUCAUGGAUUAUCUUCUCAAAAGUUGAAGGACUAAAAGUAACUGGAAACGGGAAUCUAGACGCUAAAGGGGCUGAUUGGUGGAACUCUUGCCCAUCUACCUUGAGAUUUCAAAGUUGUUCUUUCCUUGAUGUGAGCGGAUUGACCUCAAUUGAUAGCGGACGAAACCAUAUUUCUAUAGAUAAUUGCAGCCAUGGAACUUUCAGUUCCAUAACUUUGAUUGCCCCAGAUGAAAGCCCAAAUACUGAUGGCAUUGAUAUUGCCAAUUCAAACAACAUUGAAAUUAUGAAUAGCAACAUCACGACGGGUGAUGAUUGUAUUGCAAUUAACAGUGGUUCCUCUUAUAUCAAUAUAACGAAGUUGAGCUGUGGCCCUGGCCAUGGCAUAAGUGUUGGAAGCUUAGGUAAAAAUGGAGAAAAAGCUGAAGUAGAAGAAAUACAUGUAAAAAAUUGUAGUUUUUAUGGAACAAUGAAUGGAGCAAGGAUCAAAACAUGGCAGGGAGGAAGUGGAUAUGCUAGAAAGAUAUCAUUUGAGGAAAUUCAAGUCUUCGAUUCUUUCAAUCCCAUCCUUAUCGAUCAGUAUUAUUGUCCUAAAAAACCAUGUACUUCUCAGAGUGCUUCUGCGGUUCAAAUAAGCGACGUUACGUUCAAAGGCUUUCGGGGAACAUCUGAUAAAGCAGAAGUAAUUAAAUUAAGCUGUAGCCAAACAGUAAGUUGCACCAAUAUUUUGGUAGAGGAUGUCGACUUAAGAUCAACUGAGGCAGGCAAGGGAGCCUAUUCUUCUUGUAUCAAUGCUCAUGGAAGGAGUUCUCAGUCUGCUCCUCCAGUUGACUGCUUGUUACCCUAAGCCCAUCUGUUUGAUUCAAUUAUAUGUAUCCCAAACGUUUAAAAUAAUGGUCAAAAUAAUUACUUUUUUUAAUU
This is a messenger RNA of Rubroshorea leprosula, 1037 nucleotides long. The record is from the annotation of a GenBank genome assembly. NCBI's taxonomy places the organism in Eukaryota, Viridiplantae, Streptophyta, Magnoliopsida, Malvales, Dipterocarpaceae.